This is a messenger RNA of Kwoniella shivajii, 1068 nucleotides long. RefSeq lists its product as uncharacterized. NCBI's taxonomy places the organism in Eukaryota, Fungi, Basidiomycota, Tremellomycetes, Tremellales, Cryptococcaceae. The record is from RefSeq and is a predicted model, not a curated record. The transcript is spliced from 4 exons. The coding region runs from base 1 to 1068 and encodes 355 amino acids.
AUGAAAUUACCAUAUAACAGACCGUGGUUGAUGGAAUUUGCAGAUCAUCCGAAUUGUCCAUCAUCAAUUAGGAUUGGUGUACAAAACAUGUUGACUUUUCUGUGGUUGAAUAGAAUAAUACCAUUUCAAUCUCAGCCUCCAUAUAUACUGGCUUCUGAUGUACUGGAAGAUGUCAUCAAGGAUAUAGAAUACGAAGAAGAAGAAGAAGAGGACGGUGAUGGAGGCGAUAAUACAUCCCCUUUAAGGAUAAUAGAUUUUUGUUCGGGUGCUGGUGGACCUAUAGAGAAGAUUGAGCGACGAAUGAACUCAAAUCGAAUAUCUCAAUCUCUAUCACCGAUAUCAUUCUUAUUAACAGAUAUACAUCCACCUAUAUCAAUAUGGGAAAAGAAAUAUGGUCUUCCGCCAAAAUCACUGUCAACCUCAACUCCGACAUCAACACCAUCAUCAAGAAGGGAAUACUCUCCAACAUCCAAUUAUUAUCUUUCAGAUUCAGAUUCGCAACCAAGAUCGAAAUCGAUAUCAUAUAUUCCUGAUUCUGUAGAUGCCACGAAUGCCCCAAUAGGUCUGGUUGGAGGUAAAAAACAUCUCAGAACAUUUUUUCUGAGUUUUCAUCAUUUCAACGAAGAAUUGGCUAGAGGUGUUCUGGUUGAUGCAAUGAGAGGAUCAGAGGGAAUAUGUAUAUUCGAAUUGCAACAAUGCGAUAUAGGAAGUCUGAUCAUGAUAGCUAUGUUAGGGCCCUUAUCAUGCAUCCUAACACCUUUCACUCGACCUUCGCUGAUAACACUCUUUUUCACCUAUAUAAUCCCUCUUAUCCCUUUAGUGCUAGUGAUAGACGGUUGGAUCUCAGUAUAUCGCACACGACCCGUACCUCAUGUCUUACGUUUAGCGAACUUGGCUGCAUUGAGUUUACAGCUUGAGGGAGAGGAUAAAGGUGAUGAUGGGGAAUGGAAAUGGGAAUAUGGAACAAGAAAUCAUACUUGGCCUUGGGGUAAGAUGCUUUAUAUAAUAGGAAGAAAGAGGAGGAUAAAUGGUGAAGAGAAUGAGGAAACGGACAGCGAAGAUCAAUAA